CAGAGUGACGGAGAGAGAGAGACCCAAUCACCCAAAGAUGGAGAGUGAAUUUCGCCAUUUUCUCCUACAAAAUCUCUAAACUUUAUCUACUCUCUAUCCAUCUCUGAAAAAUUUCCGUUUUUUUCUCAUUAACGAUAAUCUCCCUCUCUAUGUGUGUUUGUGUGUGCAUGUUCUCUUAUUACAUUCCUUCUCUCCUCUCUCUGUUCACGCCUUAUAAAUUAAGCUAGAAAAGAAAACGUUAAAUACAAGAGAAACAAACAAACAAACUCAUCUAAUCUAACAUCUAACAACGAACAGAUUCCAAGCUCCUUGCUUUCUCUCUCUUUGAAGUCUGAUCUCACAGUGUUAGUCUGUCUUUCAAUUCUAUGUUUUGAAUUGGAGGGAUGUCUGGGUCUGGAAUCUUCAGAUGGAAAAGGGUAAUACGAGAAACGGCGGGCAGAGCCGCCCGGUUCUCCGUAUCGGAAACCCGGUCAAAUUACCGAUUCUCGCAGAAAUCGCCCAUCUGUACUCGGUUCAAUUGCCUUCACGUCGGGACUUACCGUCGCCGGGAGUCGCUUAUCGGUUACCAGGAGCGGCACAAGUGGGAGGGCGGUUCUGACGAUUUCCAGACUCGGAAGAUUCGGGCUGAAGCCAAUUGCCCGAGAUGUUCCAAGCAGAUGGACCUUCUCUUCUCCAAUCGGCAUCCACCCAUCUACGGCGCUGACAGAGGCAGCUACCAGGCCGUCAACCUCUGCCCCAAUUGCAAGACCGCUUACUAUUUCCGCCCUUCCAAGAUUGCUCCUUUACAGGGAAGCUUCAUUGAGAUUGGGAGGGUUAGAGGAGGAAAGGAUUCGGAGAAGAAAUCCGUCAGCGGCGAUGGUGGGAGUGGCAAUGGCGAUGCUACCGGAGAGGAUGAUUACGGGAAUAGGCUUCGGAUUUCGUUCUGGGAGACUUUGAGGUCGUUUAGUGGGGACCCACCUGAGAAUUGGCCGCCUCCACCUGCUCCACCUCCGGGGAAUGGGAAUGGAUUGGCGGUGCAUACGCCUCCAGGCCCGCCUUUUGCGCCUGGGGUGAACGUUAUACGGGCGUCUGGGCCCGGUGGGUCCGGUGGCAGCGGCAACGGGAGCGGUGGUGGGUCUUUUGGAGAGAAGAAUGGAUGGGGUGGGUCGAAUUUGGGGAAGGAUUUUCCUACACCCAAAGAGAUAUGUAAGAAUCUCGACAAGUUUGUUAUUGGACAGCAACGAGCAAAGAAGGUUCUUUCUGUGGCUGUAUAUAACCACUACAAAAGGAUAUAUCAUGCCUCCUUGCAAAAAGGGUCUGGAGCAGAACCUGGAAAUUCAGAGGCUGAAAAUGACGAUGACUCAGUGGAGCUGGAGAAAAGCAAUGUCCUAUUGAUGGGGCCUACUGGGUCAGGAAAGACAUUACUUGCAAAAACACUGGCUCGUUUUGUGAAUGUUCCUUUUGUCAUUGCUGAUGCGACAACAUUGACUCAGGCAGGUUAUGUUGGAGAAGAUGUGGAGUCCAUUUUAUACAAGCUACUUACGGUUGCUGAAUUCAAUGUGCAAGCAGCUCAGCAAGGAAUUGUCUACAUUGAUGAAGUUGAUAAGAUCACUAAGAAGGCUGAGAGCUUAAACAUUAGCAGAGAUGUAUCUGGUGAAGGUGUUCAACAGGCAUUACUGAAAAUGCUUGAAGGGACUAUAGUGAAUGUUCCUGAGAAGGGCGCUAGGAAGCAUCCUCGUGGUGACAACAUUCAGAUAGAUACAAAAGAUAUCCUUUUCAUAUGCGGUGGAGCCUUUGUCGAUUUAGAAAAGACUAUUUCAGAAAGACGACAAGAUUCUUCUAUUGGCUUUGGAGCACCAGUUCGUGCAAAUAUGAGAACAGGUGGACUAACUAAUGCUGCAGUGACAUCAUCCUUACUGGAAUCGGUUGAAAGUGCAGAUCUUAUUGCAUAUGGCCUCAUACCAGAAUUUAUUGGCCGCUUUCCAAUUCUAGUUAGUUUGUCAGCUCUAAAUGAAGGCCAACUUGUUCAGGUCCUGAAGGAGCCCAAAAAUGCUCUCGGUAAACAGUACAAAAAAAUGUUUAGCAUGAACAAUGUGAAGCUACAUUUUACAGACAACGCACUAAGACUGAUUGCAAAGAAAGCUAUGGCUAAAAGUACUGGAGCACGAGGUUUGAGAGCCAUAUUGGAAAGCAUUCUUACUGAAGCCAUGUAUGAGAUUCCAGAUGUCAAGACAGGAAAUGAUAGAGUUGAUGCUGUUGUGAUUGAUGAGGAGGCAGUUGGAUCAGUGGAUGCACCAGGGCUUGGAGCAAAAAUUCUUAGAGGAGAUGGUGCUUUGGAGCGAUACCUUUCUGAAACAAAGUCAGAGGGGAACGGUGAGGUAGCUGAGGGGGAGAUAGAGGGAGAAUCAGAGGUAUCAUCAUCAAGAGCCAUGAGCAUGUAGGUUUCUACCAACGAAGUUUUUAACUUGUAAAAUGUCUCUGAUAUAUUUAUCAAUUGAAAUUGAUGUAAUCAACUAUUGUAAAGCAGCAAAGCUUCUUUUCCCAUAGGGCUUGGGAGGUGUAAAAGGAAGAUUGUAAAAUUGCUAAUUUAAGCAUAGUUUCUUGUACAAAACAUUUUUAAUUUUGGGGAAGGCUAAUUUACACAACAUAUUUGCUCCUUCAAUUCAAUAAGUGAUCUUUCCCUUUGGAAUUUCUA
Messenger RNA from Nelumbo nucifera (sacred lotus), 2674 nucleotides. RefSeq names its product ATP-dependent Clp protease. Gene Ontology annotation, biological process: protein folding. NCBI's taxonomy places the organism in Eukaryota, Viridiplantae, Streptophyta, Magnoliopsida, Proteales, Nelumbonaceae. Gene Ontology annotation, cellular component: mitochondrial matrix. Gene Ontology annotation, molecular function: ATP binding; ATP hydrolysis activity; ATP-dependent protein folding chaperone. The record is from RefSeq and is a predicted model, not a curated record.